Boeremia exigua is the source of this 5493-nucleotide messenger RNA. RefSeq names its product anucleate primary sterigmata protein A. The transcript has 5 exons. Gene Ontology annotation, cellular component: cell cortex; mitochondrion. Gene Ontology annotation, biological process: establishment of mitochondrion localization; maintenance of protein location in cell cortex; dynein-driven meiotic oscillatory nuclear movement. The record is from RefSeq and is a predicted model, not a curated record. Lineage: Eukaryota; Fungi; Ascomycota; Dothideomycetes; Pleosporales; Didymellaceae. Gene Ontology annotation, molecular function: tubulin binding; phospholipid binding. The coding region runs from base 1 to 5493 and encodes 1830 amino acids.
AUGGCGACGACCGCGAACCCGCCGCCGGGCGCGCUGGUGGUGGACGACUACACCACCCUGGACCCGUUCACGACCCAGGACGGCCACCGCCAGCGCUACUCGGCCUUCGACAACUCGCAGUUCUCGCUCUACCUCAACGGCUCCCCGGCGCAGGCCCGGCGCGCUUUGGAGGCGCAUCUCGCCGAGACGACGCGCCGGCUCCAGGAGACAUCACACCUGGGCAAUGCGCUUGUCCAGCAGCGCCAGGAGCUGGAGGAGCGGCUGAAGGAGGUUGAGGGGCAGCAGGCAGACAACGACAUCGGACCAGAGCUGCGCUCACGUCUGGCCGAGCUCGAGAAGGAGUUCAAUGAGGUCGGCCGCGAGACCGCUCGCGCCUUUCUCCCAAAAUCUCGCGUCCCCAGUGGCGAGACGGAUCCCAAUGGCUCUGUUUAUGCCAGCGAGGCCCUGCAAUCGCCCACCAAAGUCAGCGUUCCAUCCCGCAAGCAACGGAACCAGCAGCCGAACCGCAUCCAGGAUAUCCACCUGGCCACCGAGAUCUCUACUUCGUUGUUGUCGCAGCUCAAGGAGCUCCAGGCUGUUCUUUCGGAGAAGGAUGAGGCGCUCAAGUCUGCCGAUCUGGAACGGGCGAAUCUGGAAAUCGAGGUUGAGGGUCUCUCGCAGCGUUUGCGGACCCUGGAUGAGAGCGACUCGCGCUUGAAGGACGUCAACUGGAAUCUCGAAACCCAAGUGCGGGAUUUCGAGGCGAUGUCCAAGUCGGCGGCCGACAAGGAGAACCGUCUUACGCAUAUCCUGAACCUGGCGCGAUCCGAGAAGGCGUCUUUGGAGCGAGAGUUCGAGGAGCUCAAGGGCAUGCACGCAAAGCUCAACGACGAUCACAUCAAUAGGGUCAAGCAGCACGAGACGGAACUGUCUGGUCUGCGACGCAAUGUACUCAUGGGAGAGUCUGAGCGCAAUGCUCUGCAGCGCAAGGUGGAGGAGCUGUCUAAUCAGAACCAAGAGCUUGCGAAGGCCGUUGCCUAUCGAAUGAGAGGCGACGAGCACAACACGCCUGACGAAGCGUCCCCAGAUGAGAGCUUUAACGAGGGAAAUGACCUUACUCCUGAGCACUCUCCGCCACCUUCCCCAAGCAAGGCGACUCCCCGUCACGGCCAACUCGAAUCGGAGACGCUCAAGCACUCGCUGCAGCAUGCUCACCGCAUGAUCCAGCAGCUCAAGAACACCGUCCACCGUGAGAAGACCGAGAAGAUCGAGUUGAAGCGCAUGCUUCAGGAUGCCCGUGAUGAGAUCGAGACUUCUCGUACUGACGCCAAGGCCCCCGGAAGUGCAGCUAAGCGCAAGAAGAGUGAGAAGGAGCUGUUCAAGAAGCCAGCUCGUCCGGACCGUCUCGGUGCAUUGAGGCAAGGCACGCAAGAAGUCGUCAUGGAACUCGAUGACGAUGAGUGGGAGGAGCAAGACAUUAUUCCAUCUCCCAGCAAGCCUCAACGCCCUCACCACUCGGUCCCCGGAGCCUUCCACAGCGGUUACACUUCCAUGGCUGAGGCAAGCGCGAACGAAGCCUUCGAAACUGCCAAUGAGGUUUCUGACGCCGACUUUGAGACUGCCAACGACGAUGGUACGACGACGGAGACUGAUGCUUUCCAGACUGGUGCCGAGACUCUCGAUGGCGAGAGCAGUGAUGAGAUGACCGAGACUGAGAUUGGAUCGACUCAAGGAACCGUCAGGAACAGAUCACCGGUCGCAAGACGCCAGGAUAUGUACGAAAGUACCGCCUCCAACUCUGACUACGACUCUGAAAGGGACACACGGGCGUCUGGUAGCCAAGGCCGCAACUCGUUCAGGUUCUUGCGCCCAGGUAGCUCUCGCAAGUCGGUUGCGACACCCAGGGGAAGUCUUCAGGACCUCUUCCAUCAUGGGACACCACCCCCUAAGACGAGGGGCUCUCCAAUCAUCAACAGCAAUCAAAGCACUCCUGCCCAGGGCAGGAGUCUGUUCGCUGAACUGGAUGGUCUGAGUGGCGGCGAGGACACGGACAGUGUUGAGGGUACACCGAGUCGAUCGAGCAUUGCAUCUCCUGAAUCUACGUAUGAGAAGGGCGUGCUUGGGCGGUCGGCUCUGCAGCGAACCAUACCCAUGGUGGCUAUGGUGGACUCUGGCACGAUGACCGAGCUUCAUGUGCCACAGCAUGUUAGCGUUUCGUCGAUCCACAACAUCCAUGAUGUCUCACCCCAGGUUCCUGCGCCAGCAGCGCUCCACCUGUCGCCUUUGGUCAGCCAGGGUACAAAUCCGGCAGCGCCACUCCCGCAGCAGCUCAAGCUUUCGGCGCACGCAUCCAACCACACAGAGCCAAAGCUUGUGUUGCCGCCAUCGCUCAACAUCUCCAACGUCUCUGGACACGAGUCGUCUCCCAGAUCCCCUGCAAACGUACCUCUGGUCAUCUCAUCCAUGUCCGCUCAUGAUACGUCACCACGGAUCCCCACAGCGCCGUCCCUUGGUAUCUCCACCAUGGAGGCUCACCACAGCCAACACACCUCACCACAGUCUGCACCCGCGCCAACCUUCAACCUUUCUUCCAUCGCGGGCCAUGCUACGUCUCCGCGCGCCGUGCCUCCUCCCGCCCUCGGCGUCUCCUCGGUCUCUGGCCACACCACCGAGCCUCGCUCUGUGCCCGCGCAGGUCUUCAACCUCUCCUCGGUCUCUGGCCAUGAGACGCAGCCCAAGGCUGUUCCCGCUCCCUCGUUCAACAUCGAGCCGAGAGAUGCUCCUCGACAGGUGUUUGGGUUGUCCUCGGUAUCAGGACACCAGAGUGAGCCGGUGGAUGCUCCUCGCCAGGCUUUCAAUAUGUCCUCGGUGGCAGGACAUGGCAGUGAGCCCAAGGAUGCUCCUCGACAGAUGUUCAACAUGUCCUCGGUGUCGGGACACGCAAGCGAGCCCCGCGACGCUCCUCGUCAAGUAUUCAACAUGUCCACGGUCUCAGGCCAUGAAAGCGAGCCCCAGGAUGCUCCACGACAGGCGCAAGCUCCGCUGGGACUGUCGAGCUUCUCGGCGCAUUCGACGGAGCCCACCGAUGUGCCUCGCGCACCGCUGUCGUCUUUCUCGACGAUGAGUUCGCAGGCAACAGAGCCUUACAAGGCGAGACAGACUCCCCAUCAGUUCUCGAUGCACUCUUCGCAGGCGACGGCGCCGUUUGCACCGAAGCCCCCGCAGUCACUGCAGCUUUCGUCGUUCGCUUCCGAAGCCACCAAGCCAGUCACACCACAGCCAGCUUCGUCCCAGCUGUCCACCGUCUCUUACCAGGCAUCUGAGCCUGUUGAGGCACCGAAGCUUGCACGACCAGUCUUCUCGACUAUGUCUUCUCAGACCACCGACCCCGUCCAGCCGAGGUCAGCACCUUCGAAUCUCUCGACGUUCUCUUCGCAGACCACCGAGCCGUUGGCGCCCCAAGGAAUACCCCGAUCUGGAGUGUCGCUCGUCACAGCUCAACACACUGAGCCCUUCCAGCCUACCGCGGGUCAGCCGGCCUUCUCAGACGUAAGAACUCUGCAAAGUCGCGAACCUGAGUCGCCUACUGUGCCCUCAUUCCUUCCCACCCCUAGCCGACCAUCCACCGCGAGCCGACCAUCUACUGCGAGCCGUGUCACACCGUCGUUGUCGCUGUCAACACUUUCUACCCAAGUCACUGAGCCAAAGGUACCUUCGAGGCCUGUGACCGCGCACCGAGAUGGGCCUAAGCCGUGGACGCUUGAUUUCUCGCAAGCAACACAGCCGUGGCCUGACAACAAGUCGGUGGAAGCGGAUCAAAUUCCCUUUGCUGACAAGGACGCUCGCUCGCCGCUUACACCUAUCAGCGCUGAUGCGGUGCGUAGUACACCACGCUCAACUAUGUCUGAUGGUGGUACCCAAACCAUGGUCUCGGCCGAUCAAAUUGACAGGCUAUUGCUAGCUCGUAGCAGCUCCAGGUACUUGGGAGCUGGUAUCGAAAAGUCAGUGUCGCCACCCUCUUCACCAAGCAGAAAGCAUUCAAACGAGCGCCUUCCCCGACGCCCUGGCAGCUCUAGUAGCAUACGCUCUCGCGCUGCCUCCCCACCACCACUGCCAGCCGACCACAGACAGGUUAUUGCCGCUGCGGCGCUUAAGCAGCCACUCGUACCAUCAACUCCAGGAACGAUGGGCCCUCCUGCGGUCCCGGCAUCAGCUUACAAGAAGCCUUCGACACCUUCGCUCAGGGCUGGCACAGCAACAUUGACCCCCGGUACUACGCCACGCGCGCGUCGCCGAUCCACCAACCGUGGUGAGGGUCACAGCAGAGCUUCUUCUCCGAUCAGCCGUCGUUCGUCAAUUUCUUCGUUCACGUCUGAGGUCGACCAACGCUUUAACAUGGCAGGUGGACCAUCAUUCGCGCCUCCUGGGAUCCCCGCUGGUGCCACUGAUCCUCGUAUGAUCCAGGCAAUUACUCAAACUAUGAUCGGCGAGUAUCUCUGGAAAUACACCCGCAAGACCAUGGGUGGUGGUAUGUCUGACACACGCCAUCGCCGAUUCUUCUGGAUUCACCCCUACACAAGGACCUUGUACUGGAGCGAUAGGGACCCUCAGACAGCCGGCAAGACAGAGCUGAAAGCGAAGAGUGUGGCGAUUGAGUCUGUCGAGGAGGUCGAAGAUUUGAACCCUACGCCUCCUGGUCUUCACCAGAAGAGCUUGAUCGUGACUACGCCUGGCCGUGCAAUCAAGUUCACCGCAGCUACAGGCAAGCGUCACGAGACGUGGUACAAUGCGCUCCACUACCUAUGCCAAAGAGUAGAAGAGGGCAGCGAGGAGCAGAAACUACCCGAGUCUCCGUCUGCCAAUGAAAUUCAAGACGAGUUCAACGGUGGAUACCGGAGCGCAUCGCGAGCUACUGGUCGGUCGAGGACGUCCCGUAUGAGCCGAAACACGACUGUGAGCCGCGACGAGGUUCCUACCCUUCGACAACAUCAUGUCACACCGCAACGUGCAGCUUCGACUGAGCCUGGUCAGACAGGCUCCCUGACCGGAUCCAUGAGUGGCCGAUUUAGCAGCAUGCUCCGACCAAACUCGGCUAUGCGAGGCUCAUUCACGAGUCGCCGCAGCCGGAUCGACGAAGACACGUUCGACGAGCCAAGCAUUGCCACCAUCGAUCUCAGUCGCGAGAUACAUGACCAAGUCGAGCGCGACAUGGAAGGCCUGGUUAACGUUCGGGCAUGCUGCGACGGCAAGCAUGAUGUAGCCCAUCUGCACAUGCACUCGAUGAAGCACCGACCUAAUAGCCUCAGUGCUCCGAGCAACCGGCCAUCGUUCAUCGGCUCGUUGACUUCACGCUCAAGCUCGCGCGCAGACACCCGGGCCGAGUCGCGUGCAGAUACCCGGGCUGAGUCGCGUGCGGAGUCGCGAGCAGAGUCGAGAACCGAGUCCAGGACCGAGUCACGCAUAGAAGCUCGCAACGACCGACAUGAUGCCUCAACUUCCAGCGCUGGUGGUUAG